AUGAGCAAUGCUGGAGGACUUUAUAGAAGAUCGAUUAACAAAAGCAAGAUCCAAAAGAGGGAAAGAGACAGCGAUGUAAAAGAAGAAAUGCGUGAGAGGGAAAAAAGCAGUGAUCAUAGUCGUAGCCGUUCUACUUCACUUAGUUCGUGGAGAGAUUCAGAUCGGAAUUCACCACGUUUAAGUGAUCGGAAUUCACCACGUCCAGGCGAUCGGAAUUCACCACGUAUAAGUAGAAGUGAUUGGGAUUCUACACCAACAAGGUCGAUCACACCACGAUUCUCCGGCGGUGGGCUAACUUCUCGAAAAGAAUAUCAACCUAUGAGGGAUUUUCCAACUCCUCGACUUGCAUCGUUUGAUAAUGAUUUGGAUUUCGCAUUUAAUCAAGAUGAAGAAGAUAUAAGUGAUGAUAGACGCGAGUGGGAAGAAGAACAACGACAACUGGAUCGUGACUGGUACAGCAUGGAAGAAUCGUCUGGUGCAAUGGACGAUACACACAAUCCUUUUGCUGACUAUACGGACUUUGUUGAGAAAAAAGAGGAGGAACUCGCUCAGAGACAGCUUGAACAGUAUAACAAAGAUAAUGAACUCUGGGAAACAAAUCGUAUGCUUACUUCUGGUAUCGUACAGAGGAAAGAAAUUGAUUUGGAUUUCGAUGGAGAUUCAGAGGCACGAGUGCAUUUAUUAGUACAUGAUAUUAAACCACCAUUUCUUGACGGUCGCAUGGUUUUCACAAAACAAUUGGGAACUGUACAAUCUGUCAAGGACCCUACUUCCGGUUUGGCUGUCUUCUCUAGGAAAGGAAGUCAAUUGGUAAAAGAAAAGAGAGAACAAAUAGAACGUCAAAAGGCUGCUAAGAGUGUUGUAGAUGUUGCAGGCACUGCCUUGGGUAACAUUAUGGGUGUUAAAGUUUCUGAUGAAGACUCUGAAGGUGAUUCACAAUUUGCAUCACAUUUAAAAGCAUCCGAAGCCGCUAGUUCCUUUUCUAGGUCGAAAACUCUUCGCGAACAACGUGAAUAUUUGCCUGCUUUUGCAGUUCGUGAAGAACUAUUGAGAAUUAUUAGAGACAACCAAGUUAUUGUCGUGGUUGGAGAAACUGGUUCAG
Messenger RNA from Racocetra persica, 1102 nucleotides. The record is from the annotation of a GenBank genome assembly. Lineage: Eukaryota; Fungi; Glomeromycota; Glomeromycetes; Diversisporales; Gigasporaceae.